AUGACAAAAGGGCCUGAAGGAGGUAAGCUCUCAAGUAAUACUAUCCCAAAUCCGAAGGGAAGCUUUGAAUCUGCCAAUGCCAUCACCACCAGAAGCGGAAAGGUCAUCCAUGACGUCCCCAAGGCACAAAAGAACACCACCUUGUCCAUUGAUGAAGAAGAGGAGACGCCAACUUCAAAAAGGAAGGAAAAAAGUGACCCAACGACGUCCAGGAUUGAAACUGACCUUGCCAUCCCAGACCCUGCGACGUCCAGGAUUGAACGCUCAUUGCAAUCCCCAACGAAAACAGAAACCAAGGGUAAAAUGUCUAACUCUUCAGUUCCAGUUAUUACUAAUGCUUUCCCUUCUCCUAUGCCUUUUCCUCGCAGAUUUGCUAAAUCCAAGCAAGAAGAAAGCGACAUGGCUAUUUUGGAUACUUUUAAGAAAGUGCAGGUCAACAUUCCCCUUCUUGAAGCUAUAAAGCAAGUGCCCAAAUAUGCAAAGUUUUUGAAGGAGCUUUGUACAACAAGAAGGAGAAUUCGAGAAAAGGAGGUUGUGAAGGUGAAUGAGAAUGUCUCAGCUGUUAUUCAAAGGAAACUUCCCCCAAAAUGCAAAGAUCCUGGAAGCUUCACCAUUCUUUGCGUUAUCGGUAACACUAGAUUUGAAAAUGCCAUGUUAGAUCUAGGUGCAUCUAUAAAUGUCAUGCCUUAUUCUGUUUAUGCAUCUUUAGGUCUAGGUGAACUUAAAACUGAUAACGUUAAUCACUUGAUCUUUCCCGCGGAUUUUUAUGUUUUGUACAUGGAGGAAUCCACCAUAAACCCAACACCACUUUUGUUGGGUAGACCUUUCAUGCGGACUGCUAGGAUAAAAAUUGACGUCUACGCUGGCUCUCUAAUCAUGGAAUUUGAUGGAGAUGUGAUAGGCUUCAAUAUCUUUGAGGCUAUGAGGUAUCCAAUUGAAUUUUAUUCAUGCUUUUCUAUUAACAUACUUGAUACUCUUGCACAUAAAGUUUUGGAAGCAAUAAGAAAGGAUACGUUAGUCACAACCAUUGAGCAAGGCAUUGGCUACACCCAUGAUGGCGUCAUGGUCCCCAUGAAGAACCUUCAGAAAACGUUGGACCCUCCAACAUUGGAAGAUGUUUCCUCCAUUGAAACUCAUCUGCGUUAUGAAGGCCCCUACACUUGA
Molecule: messenger RNA, 1164 nt
Organism: Rosa chinensis
Lineage: Eukaryota; Viridiplantae; Streptophyta; Magnoliopsida; Rosales; Rosaceae
Exons: 3
Coding region: 1-1164 (387 amino acids)
Source: RefSeq, a predicted model, not a curated record